AUCCCUCGAUUUGCGUCCCUGGAGGACGAGCGUGAAUGGAGUAAGCUCUAUCACGCCGCUGCUCUGAGAUGGCUGGGCCUCAACGGGUAUAAUAACGAGGGCGCAGGUGGCCACCUCACGGUCCGUGACCCUAUUCUUCGUGAUCCCUUUUGGAUUAACCCUCAUGGUGUUUCAUUCUCGUACAUGAAGCCAGAUGAUCUUUGCCUCAUCAAUGAAAAUGGAGAGGUUAUGGAGCCUGGCAAUAUGCAUGCUGUCAACCCUGCCGGCUUCGUAAUUCACGUUGUCGUCCAUAAGGCCCGUCCUGAUGUUGUUGCCGCCUGCCAUUGUCAUUCAAUUCCAACCAAGGCCUUCUCUGCCCUUGGGUGCAAGCUAGAGCCAAUUAAUCAGGAUGGAUGCCGCUUCUAUGAGGACCAUUCCAUCUAUGAAGGAUUUGGCGGCAUCGCCUUCGCGCAAGAGGGAGAACGAAUUGCCAAAUCCAUUAGCAACAACAAAGGCGUUAUUCUGGAAAACUACGGCAUCUUGACUGUGGUCAAAACGGUUGAUGCUGCGACAUUCCUAUUUGGUGCAAUGGAU
Fusarium vanettenii 77-13-4 is the source of this 573-nucleotide messenger RNA. RefSeq lists its product as uncharacterized. Gene Ontology annotation, cellular component: cytoskeleton. Lineage: Eukaryota; Fungi; Ascomycota; Sordariomycetes; Hypocreales; Nectriaceae. The annotation marks the transcript as partial. The transcript has a single exon. Gene Ontology annotation, molecular function: actin filament binding. The record is from RefSeq and is a predicted model, not a curated record.